UCGUUGAGGAGGCAGUUCGCUACGCGCUCCCGGUCGCUGACAGGCCUGACGAAACAAGUACCCUGAAGGAAGGCGUAGACAAAGGGGAGGCGGCGAUCGUGACCGUCACAGGUAGCGAGUACUUGGAGAAGCCGGUGGACGAGGAGGAAGAACUGAUGAAGGUGGAAAUGGCCCUGGACUCUGAUGACCUCAGCUCAGGGGAGGCCCAGCUGGACCCCAUCCUCCUGGGGCUGGAGGCUGAUGAGGAGAAAUGCCGGAGCAUCCGCAAGCAGUACCGGCAGCUGAUGCAGAGCGUGCAGCAGAACCGCGAGGACAUCGUGAACACGGCCAGCAACUCGCUCACCGAGGCGCUGGAGGAGGCCAAGGUGCUGUUCGACGGCGUGAGCCGCACCCGGGAGGCGGCCCUCGAUGCCCAGUUCCUCGUUUUGGCUUCUGACUUGGGGAAAGAGAAGGCGAAGCAGUUAAACUUUGACAUGAGCUUUUUUAACCAAGCAGCGUUUUGUGACUUCCUGUUCAUAUUCAUGGGCCUAAACUGGAUGGAAGACGAGCGCCACGAGCUGAGUAGCUGUGAUGGGACCGUGGCUCUUCACUUCUGGGAGAUGCUCCAGAAGGAAGCAGCAUGCUGGAUGCUGCGAGCGGAGAAUUUCCGCUAUAUCUUUGGUUCGUUCAAGCCAGAACCUUCCGUACGAAAGCCUCGACUUGAACAUCAAAAGAGAGUUCGCAGAAUGAAGGGAAGUGGAGAUAUGCCCACAAAGUUGAGGAAGCUGGACCUCAGUAGUAAUCAUGAGGCUACAGAGAAAGAAGUGGAGAGAAUCCUGGGGUUGCUGCAGACGUACUUUCAGAAGUACCCCGACAGUCCUGUGUCUUAUUUUGAGUUUGUGAUCGACCCGAACUCUUUCUCUCGCACCGUGGAGAACAUAUUCUAUGUUUCUUUCAUUGUAAGGGAUGGCUUUGCAAGAAUAAGCCUCGACCAGGACAGACUGCCAAUAUUAGAGCCAAUUAGUAUUAACCAAGUAGAUGAGGAAAAUGAUCCCAGUUUUCAUAGCAGGAAACAAGGAAUUAUCUCUCUGAGUUUACAGGACUGGAAGAAUAUUGUGGCAACUUUUGAAAUUUCAGAGGCUAUGAUCACAAACUCGUACUAGAAAGAUUUUUGUUAGUGUAGGAGCUAUUUUGUGUUUCCUGAAAUAUCUCAAAAAAUGG
Molecule: messenger RNA, 1200 nt
Organism: Lepus europaeus (European hare)
Lineage: Eukaryota; Metazoa; Chordata; Mammalia; Lagomorpha; Leporidae
Gene: EID3
Product: EP300 interacting inhibitor of differentiation 3
Exons: 1
Coding region: 156-1142 (328 amino acids)
Biological process (GO): DNA repair
Cellular component (GO): nucleus; Smc5-Smc6 complex
Source: RefSeq, a predicted model, not a curated record